CACAUUAUCCAAAACACCCCAUUUUUCUAUAGCUUAUAUCAGACGAAGAUUCUACAAAAAUCAAAAAACAUUUCAAUGGCUGAUUUCACGGCGGAUUUGCAAAGCUUUAAAUCUUCAUUUCCUUGUUUGGAUAUUGAUCCAAACAUGGAACUCAUACACCAGUUUGCAGGGAUCAGCCCAAGUGUCCUGGACAAUUCAAACUUGAAUUUCCAAACUCUUUUGCCUUUUUCCAAUGACAAUUUCUUUGGCAACCAAACAGCUGAAUUACCAGUAAACUUGGCAGAAAAUUUUCUGGGUAUUGUCAAUCAAAACAACCAGAACCAUGCAGCUCCUUUUCCACAGCUCACUCCAGCUGGAAAUGAAUUCCAAGAAAGUAAGAAGAGAAAGAUAAUGGAGAUAUCAGAGAGCAGCUCAGCUAACUCUUCCCCACAAGUUUCUGAAACUGGGAUGAAGAGGAAAAAUAGUUCAGGAAAAGGAAAAAGAGUGAAAAUUAACAAUGUUAAAGAAGAAGAAAAACCAAAGGAGGUUGUUCAUGUUAGAGCCAGAAGAGGUCAAGCCACUGAUAGUCACAGUCUAGCAGAAAGGGUUAGAAGAGGCAAAAUUAAUGAAAGACUUAAAUGUCUGCAAGACCUAGUCCCUGGUUGCUAUAAGACCAUGGGUAUGGCAGUAAUGUUGGAUGAGAUAAUUAAUUAUGUGCAGUCUUUGCAGAAUCAGGUUGAGUUUCUUUCUAUGAAGUUAACUGCUGCAAGCAACUUUUAUGACUUCAAUUCAGAAACAGAUGCUCUGGAAACAAUGCAGAGAGCACAAGCAAAUGAGGCAAAAGAGAUGGAAAGAUUGAUGAGAGAAGGACAUGGAGGAUUUGGUUGUUUCCACUCAAGUUGGCCACUUUGACUUCACUUUUGGAUGUUACUUCUUAUUGCCACAGAACACAUGGAGAUGCCCCAUUUCCCAAAAUUGUUUUUACCAUUUCUAAAAAUCAUAAUUAAAUUUGUUCCACUUCUUGCUAGCCCUUCAUAUUCUUGUACACCCUCUCUCACUCUUAAGGGUAAAAUUUAAUUAAUUUUUAUCUGAUAUUAAUACAAGUCAUAUAAUCACUUUUA
Ziziphus jujuba (common jujube) is the source of this 1100-nucleotide messenger RNA. RefSeq names its product transcription factor BEE 3. The record is from RefSeq and is a predicted model, not a curated record. Gene Ontology annotation, molecular function: protein dimerization activity; DNA-binding transcription factor activity. Gene Ontology annotation, cellular component: nucleus. The coding region runs from base 76 to 891 and encodes 271 amino acids. Gene Ontology annotation, biological process: regulation of DNA-templated transcription. The transcript has 6 exons. NCBI's taxonomy places the organism in Eukaryota, Viridiplantae, Streptophyta, Magnoliopsida, Rosales, Rhamnaceae.